Messenger RNA from Cotesia congregata, 1329 nucleotides. Lineage: Eukaryota; Metazoa; Arthropoda; Insecta; Hymenoptera; Braconidae. The record is from the annotation of a GenBank genome assembly.
AUGGCUUCGGCACUGGAAGUGUUUGUAAAUAACGUCCAGACACUUUCUACUCAAGGUAAUUACCGGGAACUAUGCGACGUACUUGGAAAAUCACACGAUACGUUGACGAAAAAUGCCUCGCUUCUAGAUAACGUCCUUGAGACGCUUGAUCUGCAGCAGCAUUCUCUGGGGAUACUAGCUGUACUAUGCAUCAAGCUUAAUAUAUCUUCUGGACACCCUAAUUCAGAGGCGAAUAAAUUGCUUUUUACCCAAGUUCAAGAAUUUAUUCUAGGAUGCAAUGGCGAACAAGUUAGAUUCGCGCCUGAUAGUUAUGCUGAGCUGUGUCAUUCACUCACCCAAUCUUUAAUCGAGAUCAACACCCCAAUGCGCGGCAUAGAGCUCCUCCAACGCGCGAUCCGGAAAAUCCAAUUAUACGACAGCCAGUUGACGUCAAUCCACGCGGAUCUCUGUCAGCUGUGCCUGCUAGCCAAGUGUUUCAAGCCCGCCCUGGAGUUCCUGAACACGGAUAUCACCGGUGUGAGCCAAGAAGGCGGACAGUUUGAAUCUAAAUACUUCCUUCUGUACUACUACUACGGCGGGAUGAUUUACACGGCGCUAAAGAACUACGACAGGGCUUUGUACUUCUUCGAGGUGUGUGUGACGGUACCAGCGAUGGCUGUGAGCCACAUAAUGUUGGAGGCGUACAAAAAGUUCAUUCUUGUCUCGCUAAUUCUUCAUGGAAAGAUAGUCAACAUACCGAAGUACGCGAGCCAAGUGCUGGUCCGUUUUAUCAGGCCCCUUAGUCAGCCGUACUGCGAACUUGCUACUGCGUAUUCAACCAACAGCUGCGAGGAAGUUCAAGGAGUUAUUAAUAAAUAUCGAGAAGUAUUUGUUAGAGAUCAUAAUCUUGGUCUUGUUAAACAAGUACUUAGUUAUUUGUACAAGAAAAAUAUUCAAAGAUUGACUAAAACUUUUUUGACACUCAGUCUUAGUGAUGUUGCAAGUCGCGUACAGCUUCCUGGGCCAGCUGAUGCUGAAAAAUAUAUUUUGAAUAUGAUUGAAGAUGGAGAGAUAUAUGCAACGAUCAAUCAAAAAGAUGGAAUGGUAGUGUUCCACGACGACCCAGAAAAAUACAAUUCACCUCGUAUGCUUGCAAAACUAGAGCAAGAAAUGGCAGCAUGUGCCGAGUUAGACAAACGAGUACUUGCCAUGGAAGAAGAAGUUAUCGUAACACCGCAAUACGUUCGCAAAGCGUGUGGACAGAACGACUCAGAUGAUACCGCUGGUGCCCCGGCUACUAACGUCACAAAUGCCCAAGUUCAACCUAAACUCAACACUUACUCUAUGUAA